AUGCCCAAACCCACAAUGUCUAACAGCACCAAAGCUCCUCCCCCUUCACCUCUUCGCCCCCAAAUACCUCCAGGUAGCCCUAACCACACAAACCCUCCGCAGCCCGUUACAAUGGAACAGCUGCAAGAACUUUUCAUGGAUGUUCUUUGUCAAGCCAAGCAGUCAUCAGAUUCUUCAACACCAAUCGAAGAUACGGAGUAUUCAUCUUCAGAUCAAAAACCUGGCUAUGAUCACCCAUGCACUCGCCACUGUCCGUGGAGAGCGUGUGUCUUACAACCAUCUGGAGCAGGCCGUGGCAUCGAAUGA
Messenger RNA from Blastomyces dermatitidis ER-3, 306 nucleotides. RefSeq lists its product as uncharacterized. The transcript has a single exon. The record is from RefSeq and is a predicted model, not a curated record. NCBI's taxonomy places the organism in Eukaryota, Fungi, Ascomycota, Eurotiomycetes, Onygenales, Ajellomycetaceae. Bases 1 to 306 code for a protein of 101 amino acids.